This is a messenger RNA of Colletotrichum gloeosporioides, 375 nucleotides long. RefSeq lists its product as uncharacterized. The transcript is spliced from 2 exons. The coding region runs from base 1 to 375 and encodes 124 amino acids. Lineage: Eukaryota; Fungi; Ascomycota; Sordariomycetes; Glomerellales; Glomerellaceae. The record is from RefSeq and is a predicted model, not a curated record.
AUGACCUCCCUCCAAGCAUCGACGUGGCGGACUCUUGGCCUGUCUGUCGCCGCAAGCUACGCGGUCCUCGGGGCGUUGGACGUCCUCCUUCCGUACCGGGCGGGGUAUGAGUUCUUCGGGCUCCCGCCGUCGGAUGCGGUAGGGCGACUGGUGCCGCUCCUCGGAGUACGGGACCUGGCAAUCGCAGCAGCGCUGUUCGCACUCGCGCGGCAGGGCAAGGGUCCGGAGAUGGGAACGGUGAUCCUCGCCGGGACGAUCCUCUGCGUCUGGGACGCCGUGGCCAUUUGGCAAGCAAAAGGGCCGAAGUUAGGCGGAACCAUCGCGGCCGGGGUGGUGGUCGUGACGGGCAUCGGCAUCGGACUGGUGCGGUCAUGA